Chanos chanos (milkfish) is the source of this 1257-nucleotide messenger RNA. RefSeq names its product complement C1q and tumor necrosis factor-related protein 9. The record is from RefSeq and is a predicted model, not a curated record. The coding region runs from base 1 to 1257 and encodes 418 amino acids. Gene Ontology annotation, molecular function: protein binding. Lineage: Eukaryota; Metazoa; Chordata; Actinopteri; Gonorynchiformes; Chanidae. The transcript has 4 exons.
AUGCCCAAUGACAGCAUGCUCCUGGAGCCUGACCUCUCCUACUGCCAGAUGCUCCUGGAGGCCCCGGUCCCUCCCACUGCCGACCAGGUGCCCUGGUUCUGCAUCUGCUCGGCCUGCGGAGGUACCACUGGGCCCAAGGGAGACAGAGGGGACAGAGGCCUACCAGGGAGUCCAGGCAGCCCGGGCAGACGCGGUCUCACAGGCUUCCGUGGUCGUCCUGGGUUUAUGGGUCGACAGGGUCUGAAAGGAGAGAAAGGGGACGAGGGUCUGAAAGGGGAUAGAGGCUCGGUCGGAUUCAGCGGCCCGAAAGGAGAACGGGGUUUUAAAGGUGAGAAAGGCGACCGUGGGCUGGAUGGUCCAUCAGGGGAGCCUGGUCCAAAAGGAGAGGACGGACGGUGUCCAGACACUUGCGAAGCCGUGCAGGGUCCACCUGGUGAAGCGGGUCUCCCGGGUCCAGCCGGACCCAGAGGUUUGCCCGGCAUGAGCGGCCCGACUGGACCCAAGGGGCAGAAGGGUGAAAAGGGUGACACAGGCGUGCAGGGCUUCCCCGGGGACGUUGGGCCAAAAGGAGACCAGGGUCCAGAGGGCCAGUGUAACUGCUCGGACGGGGCGAAGGGCGAGCCCGGACUCCCGGGACCAAAAGGUGAAACGGGCCUGCAGGGCGAGGCCGGGCCAGAGGGCGUGGCCGGACAGGUCGGGCCGCAAGGACAAAAGGGAGACAUGGGAAUGAUGGGCAUGCCAGGGCCGUGCGCUCCUGCCGUCCAAUCGGCUUUCUCCGCCGCCCUUGUGUCCCCGUUCCCGCCUCCCAACCUGCCCGUGCAGUUCACGCGUGUUCUCUACAACACGCUAGGCAACUACAACCCCAUGAACGGAGUCUACACAGCCCCCGUUAACGGCACCUAUGUCUUCAGCUACCAUCUGACUGUGUUCGACCGUGUGCUGAAGGUCGGGCUCUUCCACAACUUCGCCCCCGUGGUGAAGACGACAGAACCGUCCGAGCUGGGCACCGCUUCCCAGCAGGUGGUGCUUCACCUGACCCGUGGUGACUGGGUGUGGCUGCAGGUCCGAGACGGUACCACUAACGGCAUGUACAGCAGUAACGAAGCCAGCAGCACCUUCACCGGCUUCCUGCUGCACCCAGACAGGUGUGAUGACAUGCCCAUGGGGCGGGACUUCAGCCUUCCCCCGGUCAGCGGAGAAUUCCCAUGGGGAGAGUUCCCAGAGACCCCAACACCAUCACCUAGCACUAGCACCUGA